Messenger RNA from Rubroshorea leprosula, 1671 nucleotides. NCBI's taxonomy places the organism in Eukaryota, Viridiplantae, Streptophyta, Magnoliopsida, Malvales, Dipterocarpaceae. The record is from the annotation of a GenBank genome assembly.
CUUCUCUUAUAUUUUCCUUUAUGAUCUGAUGUAGAUUUCUCCAAAUUUAUCACAUUUUCUUUUUAAUUAAAGAGACUGUGUUGCUAUCUUUAAUUAUCUGUUUUGACGUCAUCAUUGUCAAAGGCAUAAAACUUGCUUUUGCAUGUAGAGGAUUAUUAUUAGCAAGAUAGUCUUAAUUACGUCUGAGCAAAAGGACAGGUUGGAUUCCGAACCUAAUUGUGAUUUGAUUUCUUGUUGAAUUGUUGGCUAUGUGCAUUAUAUUUUUAGAGUGAUGGUGUAGUUUACCUGUGGUAUUGAUAUAGUAUAAGAUGGAACUCAAAGGGAAACAUUCACAAAUCUAUCUAAUUUAUGGGGUUAAAUAUAUUUAUUAAAUUUAACAAAUUACUCAGGACUGCAUCAAGAUACUUGUUGGAAACAAAGUUGACCAAUAUUGUUUUGAACAAAGUUGACAAAUCUCAAGCUCAUCUGAUACUUUCUAAUGGGCCUAUUUGAUGUUAUGGAAAAUGAUUCUUGAGUGUUAUUUUAUACAUGGAAUUUAAUGUUACCACUCACACUGGUGACCUUAAUAGGAAAGUGAAAGGGUUAUGUCCAGAAAGCAGAGUAUUUGAUUUUGCUUGGGAAUAUGGCUGCCUUUUUAUAGGGUGCACUACAAAAGCUGGAGUAAAUGUUGAAAAAUGAUUUUUGCGAGCUUGUCUUAAAGGGACUAAAAUCCUAGUGCUUUAUUAUGUAUUUCCCCUUGAGACAAGUUUAUUUGUUGUUUAGAUGUGAAAGAAGUAUGGAAGCUUACUGUAUAAUUUAGUUGUUUAUAAAUUCUAAUGAAGUCAUGUUUUGAUUUCCAAAAACCGGUCGACCAUGCAUUGAUGAUUUCUGCUAUGUAAACCAGUGGUUUUUGACUAAAGACCUUCUCCUCAUACGUUUAACUCUAUCCAUAAAUUUAUUGACAUAGGCAUGAGCAUGAUUGUAUGCCUCAAAUAGGAUAUGAUUUGAAUUAUACCCCUUUUUAGGUUCACUCAUUUAAAAAAUUUGAUAGUAGAACUGUGAAUUUUGUCAUGCAUUACUUGUGUGCUGCCUGCUUCUGACCAUAGGGGCUUUAGCAAAUAUCAUGCUGCCACAGUUGCAUGUGUAUUGUGACAAUUGCAGAGGGAACCUUGAGAACUUUCUUUGUCCUUUUUAAGUUUUCCCUAGCUAAUUGUUAUGGUGUUGCCAUUUAUUUUCAGUCCUUACUACCCUGAACAACAUGUAUUACUGAGCAAUCUUGGUAGUUGCUCUCAACAAUGUGUGCUUUGGCCAUGAAACGACAGACCAGCUUUCUAAAGUUGACUGCUUAGUUGGUUACAUUUAAGUAUUCUUGCUAGGUGACUUGCUAAUGGUGCUUAAAAGCUAUUACACUGAUGCAGAAUUUUAUUUGUGGUAUUGAUACAGUAUAUGAUGUAAAAGCUUAAGAGCUUUCUUUUGUCCGUUUUCUUAAUUGAUCUGGUUUUGCCAUUCAUUUUCAGUCCUUGCUUCCUUGCCUCUUAUUUGACGCCAUGUGUGCCCUUAAAGAUGUCUACUUUGGCCAUGAACAGAUUGACCAGAUUUGUGAAUGUGACAGCUUAGUUCGUUACAUCUGAAUACUCUUGCUAUUUUUAUUAUAUCAAUACUUCUUUUUAUCUUUUUGGUUGCAAUGUAAGU